AGCCACCAGCUCUUUUAAGGAUUUCAGAUGUGUCCCUAAUGGAGAGAACUUUGGCUCUGCUACGGAGUGGAAUUAGCUGUCUGGAUCAGCUAUAAGGAGGACUUCAGGAGAAAUGCAAGUACAGUGUGUGUGCUGUGCUGGCUGAAGGUGAAACCAUGGCAAGUACAUCGCUGUGUGCAGCUAAUCCAUCAGCAUCUCAGAAUCUUCAGAAGGUGUCUGGUUUUGUAGAAAAUAAAACCACACAGUGCUCAUUUUCCAUCGAAAGUAUUUUAGGAUUGGAGCAGAAGAAGGAUGGCAUUGCAGCAGUGAAACCUCACAGACCGUGGAUGGAUGCAUGCACCAACUUGGUUUUAGGUGAUGACAGUAAUUCCCAUCUGCAAAUCCCUGUUGUUUCCUAUGAAAAUUCAUUAUUCCAUGCUAACAGCAAUACAGUGCAAGAGGAAAAAGUUUUGAAAUGUGACAAAUAUUUUUCAGUCACUGAAAGGCUAUCUUUCAAACGAGAAUUGAGCUGGUACAGGGGUAGAAGACCAAGAACUGCUUUCACUAGAAGCCAGAUUGAAGUCUUGGAAAAUGUUUUUAAAAUGAACUCCUACCCUGGCAUUGAUAUCAGAGAAGAAUUAGCUCGCAAGCUAGAUUUAGAUGAAGACAGGAUCCAGAUCUGGUUCCAGAACCGUCGUGCAAAACUGAAGAGAUCACACCGAGAAUCCCAGUUUCUAAUGGUGAAAAGUAACUUCACCUCCAGCCUGCUAGAGUAGGAGAAGGAUGGUUUGCCUUUAUUUUACUGUAACAGGACUUGAAGAAUUACUGGCGUUGUCAUUAUUUGUAUUAAACAAUGAUCAUAUAUCAAUUAUGAUUUUAUCCCUAGAUUUGAAGGAUUAUGAUUUUUCACUCAAACUGUAAAUAUGUGAAGUAUUAUAAACUAAUUUUUGUGGAGAAAGUGAACUUUUCCUAUAUAUUUUAAUAAAUAUGUUCAGAAAAGUUUAGAUAUUUUUUGCAGUUAAAAAAUAAACUGUAAGUUCUGAGUUGUGUAAGAUUUUCAGCUACUAUGAAGUACUUCAGGCUUCACUGAAGGCAACUAAGAUCCCUACUUUUAAAGCCUAUAAUUCUUAACAUGCAAAAUAGUUUUUUAUACGUGAAACAGAUUAGCUAUUUACAUUCUAAUGAACAGAUUUUAAGAAGAGUAUGACCUCAUUUUCUAAAACGUUGCUCUCCAUGAAAAUAAAUGGACUGGUAUUAAACUGGUUUCAGUUUGAACAAUUGUUUCAUUAAAAUAAGCUUAAAACUGUAAUCUUUUUAAUAUAUUUUAAUUCAUUUCUGUUUAGAAUAUUAUUUGUCUACUUGUCUACUUAGUGCUUCAAUUCAGAUAUCUCCUCUCUUCUCAGUGUGAACCAGGUGUAAGGCUAUUCUGAGUUUUUAUACAUGGCUGACAUGAAUAAUAGGUUUUAUUCUGAAGCAAACUAUAUCUGUAAUAAUCAAAGAACUGAACUGAAUUGUUUCAUCUGGUACAAAGAAAAUGGUUUUAAUAUACAAGAUGGAAAAGCAAGAAAGUACUAUAGGACAAAGCUUUAAAAAUUUAUAAAUCUUAAACUAGCAAUUUCUUCUUGAAGUAAUGUCUAGCUACUGAGCUGUUACAUAUUCUGGUGUUGGUUUCCAGAUUUCUUGAGGAAACAGUUGUUUUGUAUGAAGUACUUUGAUAUUCACUGGAGGGAAGAACUGAAGCCCAAGUCUUCAGGCUCGGUUACCAGGCUGAUGCAGGCCCUGGCAUUUAGUUUCUAUUAGAAUCACUCACAAGGACAUGAAGGAAGAAUGCUACUGUCAGUAUAGGUUAAAUGUGAUAACAAACAAAAGGCAGUGAGGGAAACAUGGAAAAAACGGUGUAAGUUCUUCUACUUUCUAGUUGUCCAAAUGCAGUUAGGUUAGUGCUCCAGGUUGGUGUUAAAACUUUUGAAGACCUAUCUUAACUGCUUCCAGACCAUUCUUGAUCACUACACCCCUUCCUAACAUGUGCUCUCCUCUUCCUUUAGCUUAAGAUCUUCCUUAGAAAUCUAUUCUAUUUUUCAGUUUUAGUAAUGGAUGAUUUAAUGUAGUUUUGAAUGUUUGUAAAGUAUUUCAAAGUGCAGCUUAGCUUAGGAUUUUACCAGAUAUAUCAUACCCAUUAUGUCAUUAAAAACAAACAAAAUACAACUCUAUGGGCUUAUUGCCUUCCUUUUCAUAGAAGCCCAGAAAUCUCAAAUUGCUUGAUUUUUCUUCUUGAAAACCUAUUUCAGUGUGGAAAUAAGAAACUUUUACUUAAUAUUGAAAUGUUAACUAUUUGUGCUUCGAAUUCAGGAAGUAACAUUAGCAUUUAAUAUUACUAACUGAACUUCUAUUUCUCUUAAUCAUUUUUGGAUAGAGCAUUUUAAAUGGCACCAAAUCUAUUAGAAAUAGUUCUAGAGAAAGAAGAAGUUCUAUUCAGAUGCAGACCUGAGCUGAGCUGAAGACAAUAUUGGAAAUGGGAGAGUUCUCUUUUGGCUUUCUUUUCACCUCAAGACAUGGAGUACCUGUAGCUUAACUUUAGUGCAAGUAAUUUGAAACUAUUGUUUACCUUUCUGCUGGAAACAAGGUCUCCAACAGCAACAGAUUAGACUAAUCUGUACAGACCAAUGCCUAAGAACCUUACUCUAUUAUCUGGCAAAUACCUAAAUGCACCUAAUGUCUGCUAUAAUGGAACUUGUCUCAAGUGACGGAAGUCUGACAAAGCAAUUUAAGAGGAGUGGAAUAAUAGCAGCAGCAGCAGCUCUGGUAUCCAGCUCUCAAUUAGCAAGUGUUACUAGAGGAAUGGCUUGCUCAGUUCUACAUAGCAUUGUGAGGAGCAAAAGUCAGAUAACAUGAUUGUGUUAUUUCUUUAAUCUUGGCUUACAUUGUUCUUCCUAAAGUAAAUACAUCAACCAAUUAAAGGAGAACCCUUAACUUCACAUAUAUGCCGAUUUUGACCACCUUGGGUCUAAACUGUGGCAAAGACUUUCUUGUAUAUAGUUAAAUUUCUUUUCUAUCUUAAAAUAUUAUUUUGUACUUCACAGUCCUUGCUAAUCUUGCCGAUAAUAUGCAGCUUUCUGAAUGACCUCAGUAGUACAUGUAAUACUGUUAGCUAUCUGAGCACAGCUGGUCCUGGUAAGAAUAGUGCAUGAGACUGUCACAAGCACAUGUUGAAAUCUGGUGCCAUUCCAGUUUUGUAUACUUUGUCUUUUGAUGCUUCUGUUUAUCUGCUUUUCAGAACUGUGAUCAGAAAAACCUCAGUCAUCUUAUUUCCUCAUUUGACUUCAGGUUUGUGAAGCCAAAACUUCCUUUUCUUCUUCCAACCAUUUUGCGUUGGCUCAAGAGCUCAUUUGACCCUGUGACCCUGAGAUGAGUUCUUACAAUUACAAAGACAGUGAAAACAUCCAGCAAGAAAGCUGGCUUGUGGUAAGACUUCCCUGUUCUGGUAUUGGCAAGCUGUGAUGUCAGCAUUUGUCAACAGCUGUAAUUUAGGUUAGUGAUAAAUUGAUGAAGCUCUCCUAGAACUGAUUGAAAUGGCACUUAAACAUGCUAGUAGUGCUUUCCUGAAAUAGGGUCCUGUGCCAGUGGCCAUAAUCGGGAUGCUGGGCUGUGUAAUUAUUUGUUUGAAAUUGACUUUCUUCUCUUUCUUGAUGUCGCAAGCUUAAAAAACUUUUCUAGACAUGAACUUCAUUAGUGGCUGUUGCCAUCCAAAAAAGAUGAUCUGUGUUCAUGGCCUGAAGGCAUACCCAAAUCACACAACAGCUGCUUCCUAGGUUCUGUUCUAAUAUUAUUACUUGCAGCAUAUGUGAGAGCAUAGUUUGAAACAUUCUUUAAAUUACCAAUAUUAGAUUUUUAAAGCCUACAUUUAUAACGCUUUUGAACUUAGAAUUUUGUAUUGGCAGUUAUUUGAUUUACCAAGUCUGUGAUUACAAACAGCAAGCUUGUACCCCAGCAAGCUCUAUUACAAUUUUCCUACUGGGUGUAAGUAUGUCUGCAUUUUUCUCAUUCAAAGUUCUGUAUUGAAAAUACUUCUAAAGCAACAAAACCCAGGGUGUUUUACAGUUCCACAGAAGAAGGAUAAUGCUGUGUUCUUAUUUAAAGUAAAUGAGGCCUCAAAACUUCACCCAAGCAUUUCUAUGGCUGGAUUUAACAAAGAACUUUUUUACCAAACAUUGAAAUUAAGGUAAUUUCAAAUAGUUGAGAUUAAUUCUCAGGGCUGACUAGUGAUAAAAAAAAUAAAAUAAAAUCGAAGCUUCUUAGAAAUUUCUUGUAAAAUAAUGUUUGUUAUGAUUUUUUGGCUAGAAGUGGUUUCUCUAUCAGUUGUCAGGUUGAUGCUUUUUAUCACUUAAUUUUAUAGGAUUUACUAUUAUGUAAUUAGCUCAUUAUGUGGGGAGGUGCUGGGGCUGCUGAAUAUCUCCGGGGUGGGGAGGAGAGAGGAAGGGUUCUAUCUGAUUGCACCACAAAGGAACUUGGUGGGAUCGUAAUGGGCAAACAGUUGUUGGCAGGGAUGGUAAUCCGGGGUUGUGGAAGAGCCAUCAGUUCCAGAUUCCUUUCUGAGGAAAUAGACCCCACACUUAGGUGAGGUGAAGGAGAAAGGGAGACAAAAGGUGGAAGAGCUCUCUUUUCUUCUGGGUACCCAAAUUAAACAUAUAUUUAUUGAAUUUAUAAGAAGGCAUAAACUUCUAAAAACUUGUUUUUGCAGGAUGUUUAUCCUCACUGAGGUAAGAAUAUAACAAAAAAUGCUUAGGUAUAUAGAAUCAUUGAGGCUGGAAAAGACCUCCAUGGUCACCUGGUCCAACCAGCAGCCAAUACCACCAUGCCCUCUAAACCAUGUCCCUUAGUGCCACUUCUACUCGUUUCUUGAACACUUUCAAGGAUGGUGACUGCACACACAUGGUUUUGGCCUAAUUCUGGUAUAAUUGUCAAUAAUAGCAAACUGUCACAACAUCAUGUCUGUAAAUUUACAUCAACGUAGUUAUUGUAUCUUGUUUAAUACUUUCUUGUUCUUUAGCAGUUGUUAUUUUAAUACUUUUAUUGUGGUUGCUGUUUGUCCACGUUGUCUAGAAUCUUGCCUACAUAUAACCAAUUUAUGCUUAAUAUGUUAACUGAAAAUAAAUACUAUACCCUUUAA
Molecule: messenger RNA, 5146 nt
Organism: Centrocercus urophasianus (Greater sage-grouse)
Lineage: Eukaryota; Metazoa; Chordata; Aves; Galliformes; Phasianidae
Gene: HESX1
Product: HESX homeobox 1
Exons: 5
Coding region: 156-755 (199 amino acids)
Biological process (GO): forebrain development; regulation of transcription by RNA polymerase II; pituitary gland development
Cellular component (GO): nucleus
Molecular function (GO): RNA polymerase II cis-regulatory region sequence-specific DNA binding; DNA-binding transcription repressor activity, RNA polymerase II-specific
Source: RefSeq, a predicted model, not a curated record